Dermatophagoides pteronyssinus (European house dust mite) is the source of this 3195-nucleotide messenger RNA. RefSeq names its product glutamate receptor ionotropic, kainate 2-like. The record is from RefSeq and is a predicted model, not a curated record. Lineage: Eukaryota; Metazoa; Arthropoda; Arachnida; Sarcoptiformes; Pyroglyphidae. Gene Ontology annotation, cellular component: membrane. Gene Ontology annotation, molecular function: signaling receptor activity; ligand-gated monoatomic ion channel activity. Gene Ontology annotation, biological process: monoatomic ion transport.
UGAAAUUUUUAAAUUUUUAAAUGGAAGAAUUUUGAUUUCAUUUUUCAUUUGAUAUUUGGAUUUCAAUUUUGAACGAUGGCUGGAUCAUCAUCAUCAAUGACAUCGACUGUUUCGACGAUGCCGAAAAAAUUUCCUAUCAAUCCAUCCAUGUUUUUAUCAAUAAUAAUCAUUACGAUUAAUCAUCUUCAUUAUGUUAAUUGUUUAUUACCAAAUGUUGUCAAAAUAGGUGGCCUAUUUGAAAAUGGUGAUGAAUUAGUUGAAAUGGCAUUUCGUGAUGCAAUAAUACGAAUAAAUUCUGAUGAAACAUUAUUACCACAAACACGUAUUGAACCAAUUAUUGAACGUUUAGAACCCUGUGAUAGUUUUCAAGCUUCCAAACGUGUUUGUAGCCUAUUAAGGCAAGGUGUUGCAACAAUAUUUGGACCACAAUCAGUUGAAACAACCGCUCAUGUACAAUCAACAUGCGAUGUAUUACAUAUGCCACAUAUGGAAACAACACAAUGGAAUUUUAAAUUUGAUGAUCCACCAUUUCAUCAUUCGGUUAAUCUUUAUCCACAUCCAAUCGGUUUGGGUAAUGCAUUUCGUGAUUUAAUAACAUUAAAAAAUUGGAAAAGUUUUGCCAUUCUUUAUGAAGAAAAUGAAGCAUUAGUACGAAUGCAAGAAAUAUUAAAAGAUCCAUCAUUAAAUGAAAAACGUAUUGUCGUCAGGCAAUUUCCAUCGGAUGAAUAUCGUACAACAUUUAAAGAAUUACAUAAACUAGCCAUACGUAAUAUAAUUGUUGAUGUACCACAUGAACAUAUAUUAACUGUAUUAAAACAUGCUCAACAAGUUGAUAUGUUAUCAGCUUAUCAUAAUUAUUUUUUCAUAUCAUUAGAUGUACAUACUGUUGAUUUAGAAGAAUUUCAAUAUAGUGGCCUAAAUAUAUCAGGUUUUAGUUUAGUUGAUUUAUCAUCAAAAGAGGUAACACAAAUUGUUCAUAAAUUUCAACAAUCUCAACAACAACAAUCACAAAUACAAGAUGGUAUUAUUGGUACUGAUGAUUCAAAUACACGUUAUCAUUGGAAUCCAAUGGAUACAAAUUCAAAUAAUAAUAUGAUGAUGUCAAAUGUUGGACAUAAUCAUCAUAAUCAUCAAACAGUUGUUGAUAAUACAAUUUUUCGAAUGGUAUCAUCGAAUAAUUUUACUACGGAAGUUGCUCUUGUUUAUGAUGCUGUUCGAUUAUUUGCUCAAACAUUAUAUGAAAUUGAUAAAAAUGGACAACAUUUUCAACAACCAGAUGAUAUUUCAUGUGAAAAUGAAAAAAUCUGGAAAUUCGGUACGGUUAUGUCGAAUUAUAUGCGUAAUAUCCAAAUGGACGGUAUAACUGGACCGAUAAAAUUUGAUUCAACUGGAUCUCGUUCAGAAUUUAAGCUACAAUUAUUAGAAUUAACUAGAGAAGGUUUAAAACAUGUUGGUGAUUGGCAACCAGAUGAAAAAAUUACCUUUAUGAGUAAUUAUACAAAAGCAAUGACUGAAAUUUAUCGUGAAUCAUUAAGGAAUAAGACAUUGACUAUUGUUACUAUUGCGGGUGAACCAUAUUGUAUGGAAGUGGAUGAUUCCGAAAACCGUACCGGUAAUGAUCGUUUUGAAGGUUAUUCAGUUGAUUUGAUUAAAGAAAUUGCCGAUUUAUUGGAAUUUAAAUAUCAAAUAAAAUUAGUUGAAGAUGGUGUUUAUGGUAAACGUAAUGAAAGAGGUGAAUGGAAUGGUAUGAUUAAGGAAUUAAUUGAAGGUGUAAGUUUUUUCAUGUUUUUGUUUACCUGGAAAUCUUUCAUAAUUUUCUUUCGAUUGAAAUCUUUUUUGCAGAAAGCAGAUAUGGCUAUUGCCGAUCUAACAAUCACAUAUGAACGAGAAGCUGCUGUUGAUUUUACAAUGCCAUUCAUGUCACUUGGUAUCGGUAUCCUAUAUAAACGACAGAAAAAAGAACCACCAACAUUAUUUUCAUUUAUGUCACCAUUAGCUAUGGAUGUUUGGGUUUAUUUGAUGACAUCAUUUCUUGGUGUAACAUUAUUUUUAUUUUUUGUUGCACGUUUUUCACCAUAUGAAUGGGUUAAUCCACAUCCAUGUAACAAAGAUCCUGUUGAAUUGAAAAAUAAUUUUUCAAUGAAAAAUACACUUUGGUUUACAAUUGGUUGUCUGAUGCAACAAGGAUGCGAUAUUAUGCCACGUUCAUUAUCAACACGUGUUUUGGCUGCAAGUUGGUGGUUUUUCAUUCUAAUACUUGUUUCAUCAUAUACUGCUAAUUUAGCUGCCUUUUUAACUGUCGAACGUAUGGUUAAUCCAAUCGAAUCGGCUGAAGAUUUAUCAAAACAAACAAAAAUUCCAUAUGGUUGCCUUAAAUCCGGUUCAACUGAAGCAUUUUUUCGUAGUUCAAAUUUUUCUACUUAUGCACGAAUGUGGUCAUUUAUGGAAUCAUAUCGGCCAUCAGUAUUUGUUGAAUCAAAUAAAAAAGGUGUUGAUCGUGUUGAAAAAGGAAACUAUGCUUUCCUGAUGGAAUCAACAACAAUUGAAUAUAUUGUUGAACGUAAAUGUGAUCUAUUUCAGGUUGGUUCAUUAUUAGAUUCAAAAGGUUAUGGUAUUGCAACACCACCUGAUUCACCAUAUCGUUCAAUUGUAUCGGAUGCUAUUCUAAAACUUCAAGAAGAAGGAAAAUUGCUGAUGUUGAAAAAUCGUUGGUGGUCAGGCAAAGGAAAAUGUGGUGGUCAAAAAGAAACGCAAAAAGUUUCCGUUUCUGCGUCGGAAUUAGGCUUGGCUAAUGUUGGUGGUGUAUUUGUUGUUUUGGCUGCCGGUUCUAUUAUUGCCAUUAUUAUUUGUAUUGGUGAAUUUAUCUGGAAAAUGGGAAAUAUUCCACGUUCAGAAAGGGAACAUAUCGGUAUUGAAUUAUUACGUGAAAUAAAAUAUGUUAUAUGUUGUUAUGGUAAUACCAGACCAAUACGUAAAGUUUAUGAUUGGGAUCCAUCACGUAGUUUAAUUAUUGAACCAACAUUAAUUGGUGGUGUACAUAAUAUUGCAGGUAGCGGUGGUUCAGGUGGUGUUAAUAAUCUUGGUAUUUCACAUCCAGGCCUACAACAACAACGACAAUAUAGUUAUCCAGUUGGUGGUGGUGGUGAUGAUGAAAAAAAUGAUUAUCAUCUUUUUGGAACAAAAUGACAAUCCUAG